AUGUUUUCAGAUGCAGUCGACGCCGCGUUAGGAUAUGCUUCGCGAAAUCUGGUCUAUCUGACCCUGUCGAUUGCCUUCUGUUACUUCGCGGCCGAGCGUUGCCGACAAUACUGGCGUCUGAGGCACUUCAGAGGGCCGUUCAGCACCGGGAUUUCCUGGCUCUGGCAUUCAAAAGCAGUUAUUAGUGGAGACUGCCACACAUAUUAUGGAGAUGUGACAGCUCAAUACGGAUCGAUCGCCAGGGUCGCCCCCAACCAUCUCAUCACAUCAUCUCCGGAGCUGUGGGCGCAUAUCAAUGCGGUGCGAUCGCCCUAUUCCCGCGCUGGUUGGUACUACCAUGCCGCUCGUUUCGAUCCAGGCAAAGACAACGUCUUCACCGAAUGUGAUAACGAUAAGCAUGAUGCUCGAAGGAAAAAGAUGGCGUCAGGGUAUGCUGGCAAAGAGAAUCCGGAACUGGAGUCCUCGAUUGAUGAGCACGUGCAAGAGCUGGUUCAUCUGAUCCGUUCCAAAUAUGCUGCACCGGCAUCGUCUGGGCGAGUAUCAAAGCCCAUGGACCUAGCAUCCAAGAUCCAGUACCUCACGCUUGAUGUAAUCAGUGGCGUUGGCCUAGGACAGUCGUUUAGAGACUUGAAGGCUGAUACCGACAUCAACGAUUACCUCAAAGCCUCCGAGGAGGGUCUUCGGAUCGCUAAUCUGUCUUUUGGCCUAGGGAUCUCUUGGCUUCGGGAUGUCCCUAUCCUCGGGAAAGCCAUAAGCCCCUCUGAGAAGGACGAAUCUGGUUUUGGAAGAAUGAUGGCUGAGGCGAGGAAGGUCGUAAGCUCUCGCACUGAGCGGUCAACCAAGGAACGUUCCGAUAUGCUGGCAUCCUUCAUUCGCCAUGGCUUGACCGGAGACGAUCUCUUCCAAGAGGCCUUUGAGCAGAUCUUAGCAGGAUCAGACACCACGGCGGCAGCCUUGCGAAUCAUCAUGCUCUACAUCAUGAGCCAUCCCCGAGUAUAUGCGAAGCUCCAAGCCGAAAUCGACGACGCGGUGAAGGCUGGCAAGGCACCUGCAGCACCUGGCAUCAUAUCUGACGCCGAAGCUCGCACGCUUCCGUAUCUUUCUGCAGUCAUCCGUGAGGGAUUGCGUGUCCAUCCCCCGGUUGCCAAUCUCUUUUCCCGAGUUGCUCCUAAAGGAGGCGAUGUAGUGAUCGUCGACGGCAAAGAGCACUUCAUUCCGGGUGGCACCAUGAUUGGCUAUUCCGCAUUCACAAUGCAUCGGAACAACACGAAACUCUAUGGUGAAGACUCGACUGUCUUUCGACCGGAGCGGUGGUUCGUGGAUGAGUCCAUUCCCGGAGAGCAGGAGCGACUGGCCCGAAUGUACAAAACCAAUGAUAUGAUUUUUGGUCAUGGGCGCUGGCAGUGUCUAGGCAAGGUCGUUGCAAUGCUCGAGAUCCAUAAGACUAUCUUUGAGCUGCUGAGGAAUUUCGAUUUCGCUCUUACGAAUCCUCAUAAACCUUGGGAGGUUUUCAAUGUCAUGGGGCUGUUCGCCAUCUCGAACAUGUGGGUUGAUGUUCAUGAGCGCAGAUGA
Molecule: messenger RNA, 1572 nt
Organism: Aaosphaeria arxii CBS 175.79
Lineage: Eukaryota; Fungi; Ascomycota; Dothideomycetes; Pleosporales
Product: pisatin demethylase
Exons: 3
Coding region: 1-1572 (523 amino acids)
Molecular function (GO): iron ion binding; oxidoreductase activity, acting on paired donors, with incorporation or reduction of molecular oxygen; monooxygenase activity
Source: RefSeq, a predicted model, not a curated record